Messenger RNA from Dentiscutata heterogama, 516 nucleotides. The record is from the annotation of a GenBank genome assembly. Lineage: Eukaryota; Fungi; Glomeromycota; Glomeromycetes; Diversisporales; Gigasporaceae.
GCCUUUUCGUACAAGCGUAUAUUAUGGUCUAUUUAAGAAAUGUACAGGAUAUAAUGAUACAUGCCGCCCUUUCCCAUCUGUGGAUCAACAUGAUUGUAAUGAACGCAAUUUUUGUGAGGAGUGGGAGGCUGCCGCCAUUGGAAUGAUUCUUGCUGCUGUCGUUGGUGGACUGGCCUGGUUACAUUUGGUAUCAGUUCUAGUUGGUGGCAGAGCGAUGAGAGAAAAAGCAUGGAAAAUAUUAUCAGUUCUGUUCUUUGUAUACGGUAUAAGAAAAUUCGAUUCAGUUCGAGCUUUGAUCAAAUUAGUACCUCAUUCACUAAUAACAAAUUGCUAUUAUUUGCCAGCUAUUCUGCAAUUUUCGAGCAUUGCUUUUAUUGCACACCUUUAUUCAACGGCGGAUACAUUUUAUUAUGGAACCAAAUACGAUGUUAGUUUUGUGCUUGCUAAUGUAUCCGCAUCAUUGAGCAUUGUGCUCGGAAUCACUCUGUUCAUGAAUGGAUUGCUAUCGCCACCGGA